AGUGACCCCGUACGGAAGGAGGAGGCUGCUGAUGACGAUGAUGACGCCGUUGUGAGGAGGUAAACAAAACAGCCAUGGGGGGCAAGACGGUGGCGUACUUCUAUGACCCUGAUGUCGGGAAUUUCCACUACGGCCCGGGUCACCCCAUGAAGCCACACCGGUUAUCCAUCACACACAGCCUGGUCCUCCACUACGGUCUAUACAAGAAGCUUCAGAUCUACCGGCCCUACCGAGCCAACUUCCACGACAUGACACGGUUUCACUCGGAGGAAUAUAUUGACUUUCUAAUGAGAGUUUCGCCACAAAAUGUCCAAAACUUCACUAAAAACCUCGGACAAUUCAACAUGGCGGAUGAUUGCCCAGUGUUUGACGGCCUCUACGACUUCUGCUCCAUGUACACGGGGGCGUCGCUGGAGGGAGCCGUCAAGCUCAACCACCACUGCUGCGAUGUGGCGGUCAACUGGUCUGGGGGGCUCCACCACGCUAAGAAGUUCGAGGCGUCGGGCUUCUGCUAUGUGAACGAUAUUGUGAUUGCUAUUCUGGAGAUGCUGAAGUACCACCCCCGCGUGCUGUACAUCGACAUAGACAUCCACCAUGGGGACGGCGUACAGGAAGCCUUCUACCUCACCGACCGUGUCAUGACCGUGUCCUUCCACAAGUACGGAAACUACUUCUUCCCCGGCACAGGCGACAUGUUUGAGAUCGGCCACGAGAGCGGGCGAUACUACUCCGUCAAUGUUCCGCUGAAGGAGGGGAUUGACGACGCAAGCUACACUCAGGUCUUCAAGCCAGUCAUCGAGGCGGUCAUCGACUACUAUCGGCCCACCGCCAUUGUGCUUCAGUGCGGGGCAGACUCACUCUCCGGGGAUAGGCUUGGAUGUUUCUCUCUCUCCACCAAGGGGCAUGGAGAGUGCGUUAACUUCACCAAAAAGUUCGGGGUGCCCCUCCUGGUGCUGGGGGGUGGGGGGUAUACUCCUCGCAACGUGGCGCGCUGCUGGGCAUACGAAACGGGGUUGUUGGUGGACACUGACAUGCCCACGGAGAUACCCUACAACACUGAGUACUUCCAAUACUUCGCCCCGGACUUCUCCCUGCACCCGGAGGUCAUCACACGACAGGAGAACGGUAACUCGCGGCAGUACCUGGAGGCCAUCGUCAAACAUGUGUGCGACAACCUCAAAAUGGUCCAGCACGCGCCAAGUGUACAAAUGCAGGAUGUCCCUCGCGACGGAAUGGACAUCAAGAAGGAGGAAGCGGAUGACCUCGACCCAGACACUCGACUUCACCUUUCGGAGGAGGACAAGAGAAUUGAACCGGAUAAUGAGUUUUUCGACGGAGAGAAGGACAAUGACAAGGAGGAAGAGCCUGUCCUCUCUUCCUCCUCCUCUUCCUCCUCCUCCUCCUCCGCCUCCUCCACGACCACAGCAACCACCACCACCACAAUGAACUAGGACCUCUCUCUCUCUCUCUCUCUCGCUCUUUCUCUUGCUAAUAUAUUUUCUUCUUCCUCCUCCUCCUCCUCCUCCUCCUCCUACUACUACUACUACUACUACUACUACUAUUACUACUACUACAAUUAUGUGCAAAUUAUACAGUAUUAGUGGUUUUUAAAUCUUAUAUACUACUACUACUACUACUACUACUACUACUACUACUACUUUUUAAUCAUAAGCUAGCUACAUUUUGAAGUACCUAGACACUUAUUUUUAUUAUUAUUAUUAUUAUUAUUAUUAUUAUUAUUAUUAUUAUUAUUAUUAUUAUUAUUAUUAUUUUUGUAUAUAUUUUAGAUAGGUCAUAUUUUUUGUAUCUAUCUAUUUUAUCUAUUCCAGUUUUAUCAAUGUUUUUAUUUAUUUCCAUUUUUAUCAAUCUCUCUCUCUCUCUCUCUCUCUCUCUCUCUCUCUCUCUCUCUCUCUCUCUCUUCUAUUUUUAUCAAGUUUUAUCUAUAUUUAUCUAUCUGUUUAUCUAUUGUGACCUGUUUACAUAUAUAUUUCUUUUAUUAUUAUUAUUAUUAUUAUUAUUAUUAUUAUUAUUAUUAUUAUUAUUAUUAUUACUCUUCUUCUUCUUCUUCUUCUUCUUCCUCUUCUCUUAAACACAACUGCCAUUAUGUAUUUUUAUAAACUAUGUAAGGAGUAA
Messenger RNA from Eriocheir sinensis (Chinese mitten crab), 2133 nucleotides. RefSeq names its product histone deacetylase 3-like. The transcript is spliced from 10 exons. The coding region runs from base 75 to 1451 and encodes 458 amino acids. The record is from RefSeq and is a predicted model, not a curated record. Gene Ontology annotation, molecular function: histone deacetylase activity. Lineage: Eukaryota; Metazoa; Arthropoda; Malacostraca; Decapoda; Varunidae.